Molecule: messenger RNA, 516 nt
Organism: Vollenhovia emeryi
Lineage: Eukaryota; Metazoa; Arthropoda; Insecta; Hymenoptera; Formicidae
Exons: 1
Coding region: 1-516 (171 amino acids)
Source: RefSeq, a predicted model, not a curated record
AUGAGCGUCGAGCAAUUACGAAGGCAAAGAGGAACGGUCAAGGCAAGAUUGACAGUAACACAAAAUUUUAUAACUCGAGCAACCGAAACCUCAGACAUUACGACGAAGGAGGAGCUCGAAGUGCGCAUACAACGUCUAGAUGAGGCCUAUACAAGGUUCCAGGAUAUCAUGCAGGAAUUGGUGAACAUAGUGCCCGAAGAGGAAUAUCAAGAACGAGAUGCACCAGAGGAGGAGGAUUUAUUAAUACAGCGAUUGUCAGAGCGAUCAAACGACGGAAAUGGUGAUGUGCUAUCGCAAAUAUUGGAGCAGCAGGGUCAGAUGCUGGUGCAGAUUCGUGCACAAUCAAAUACUCCACGUGAAUCGCACGUCAAGCUACCUAUCAUAAAGUUGCCGACGUUUACCGGUAACAUUGAGGAAUGGAAAAGGUACGCUGACACGUUCAAAACUUUAAUCCAUGAUAGCGAGUUGUCGAACGUUCAAAAACACCAGUAUCUCGUGGGAUCACUGAGCGGUUAA